Parnassius apollo (apollo) is the source of this 570-nucleotide messenger RNA. NCBI's taxonomy places the organism in Eukaryota, Metazoa, Arthropoda, Insecta, Lepidoptera, Papilionidae. The record is from the annotation of a GenBank genome assembly.
AUGUCUAUCUUGCCAAUAAUUUAUUUAUCUUUUCUUGUUACCUCAGGAUCGUUUGCAGCUGCUUUUAAAAAUACCGGUGGCAAAGACAAUGUUCAUCAAGAAAUUAUGACCAUACAUAAUGGAGAUGACAUAGUUGGAGUAUCAUCCGUAGCUGGCGUCACCUCAAUGAACGGAAAAGUGUCAUCAGUUGGAGGAGUUAAAUUCUUCCCCGCACCUGGAAAGGGUGGCGGUAAAAACAGAGAUACAUUUACAUUCGCGUACCCAAUAAAUGGAAACAAAGGAAUGGCGGAAGGUUCCAUAUCGAUGAAUCCAGGAUCAGUAGUGGUAUCGUCAUCUUCUUACAAUACAAAGAUACCUGAACGCAACACUUGGCACCAACUCCAUCCAAUGUUUGAUCCAUUAAUGCAUUGGCCAACGAUAAACGACUUUAUCUUUCCACAUCACUUUGAUUUUGAUUCAACAUUUAUAGAUCCCUGGUUUCCUAAAACUAUGAUUGAUCGAAAUGUUCCAACAAAAUCAGUUUUGAGGAUGUACCCUAAUUUUAAUCCUUUUUUAAAUCUAUGGAGAUAG